Messenger RNA from Zingiber officinale, 1234 nucleotides. RefSeq names its product protein SOSEKI 2-like. The transcript is spliced from 3 exons. Lineage: Eukaryota; Viridiplantae; Streptophyta; Magnoliopsida; Zingiberales; Zingiberaceae. Bases 21 to 1220 code for a protein of 399 amino acids. The record is from RefSeq and is a predicted model, not a curated record.
CUUGUUCAGUGUUGUUGGAGAUGCAGCGCUAUGAAGAUGGAGGUGGAAGAGCGAGUAGGGUUCAUAACUCGAGUCAGCAGCAGCGGUUGAUAAGGCCGGCGAGGAGGGUUCAGGUCAUCUACUACCUCAGCAGGAACGGCCAGUUGGAGCACCCCCACUACAUCGAGCUGCCUUACCUCCCCAGCCGCCAGCUUCGCCUCAGGGAUGUGACGGAAAGACUCACUCUUCUGCGAGGCAAAGCCAUGCUUUCCCACUUCUCAUGGUCCUGCAAGAGGUACGUAGUCAUCGACUCGUCUCCAUUUUGUUCUGUUUCUCGAGUUUCAUUGGCCAUGGAAAAUUUAAGGGGCUACAAGAAUGGGUACGUGUGGAAUGACUUGACCGAGGACGACGUUAUUUAUCCGGCCGACGGAGUUGAGUACGUGCUCAAGGGCUCUGAGAUCAUCCCUGACAGUUAUGAAGGUUUCCGGCGCAUUCCUACCGGCGGCAGGCGGCAGAAGCCACUCCCGGUCUCUGACAAAUUUCACCUGGAAUUGGAAGAGGAGGAGGAAGAAGAUGAGGUAUUGAUGGUGGAGGAAGGGAAGAACACGAGGAACAACGGUAAAUGCGCCGCGAGCGAUAACGCCGGCUGCUGCUCCCGCGGCGUGUCGACGGAGGGGACGGAACGAAUCGGGACUCGGAUCGAGAUGCCGCUCGACGACUCGUCCCCGCCGCCGUCCACGACCUCCUCGGACAAGCCCGGCGGCAGGAACACCUCCCGACGGUUCGAGGACACCGAUCACUCCUCGUCCUUGCUGCUGCAGCUCAUCGCCUGCGGGUCAGCAGCACUGAAACGAGGCAAGAUCGCCGGCUCCGGCAGCGGGGCAAGCAAGUCCGCCCCCACCGCCGGUUCGGGCGGCGAGCAAGGGGCAGUGAGCCGGCGCGUGAGUCGGGCGACGGUGGCGGAAGUGGAGCAACUGCGGCGCGUCCCGGAAAACCCCCAGAUACGCCACCACCUAGUGGACGACAAGGAGUACUUCAGCGGGAGCAUCGUCGAGGGCAGCAAGUACUAUCUCCAGCCCUCUCUCAAGAAAUCCUCCUCCUGCCACGAAGAAAGAUCCUGCAGCACUUACUCUGGGAUUGGAGAAGGGAGGUCGGAGCUAGAGAAAGAAAAUGGAGGAGGAGACGGCGCGAGAGGGAAGUGCAUCCCUGGGAGGAGGAAGUCGUCUGCCAAGCAACAGUGACACAGGAAGGGGAA